CUCGUAGCCCAUGGACGAAUGGCGGAGAAAGAAGCCCGAAAGAAAUUCAAACAGAUUGUUGCAGCGGUCCAUUUUUGCCACUGUCGAAACAUUGUACAUCGAGACCUGAAAGCUGAAAACUUGCUUCUAGACGCUAACCUUAACAUAAAGAUAGCAGACUUUGGAUUCAGUAACAUCUUUACUCCAGGACAAUUACUUAAAACGUGGUGUGGGAGUCCACCGUAUGCAGCUCCUGAGCUGUUUGAAGGAAAAGAAUAUGAUGGCCCCAAAGUAGAUAUUUGGAGUUUGGGGGUGGUCCUGUAUGUGCUGGUGUGUGGGGCCUUACCAUUUGAUGGCAGCACACUGCAGAACCUGCGGGCCAGGGUACUGAGCGGGAAAUUCCGCAUUCCAUUCUUUAUGUCAACAGAAUGUGAGCACUUGAUUCGACAUAUGCUUGUGCUAGAUCCAAGCAAACGCUUAUCUGUGGAACAGAUCUGCAAACAUAAAUGGAUGAAGAUAGGAGAUCCUGACCCAGAAUUUGAUAGGUUAAUAUCAGAAUCUAAACAAAUCAAAGUGGAAAUCAAGACAGAACCGCUGAAUGAGCAGGUACUCAUGUACAUGACAGAGUUGGGUUUGGAAAGAGAACGCACACUACAGUCAUUGAAGACAGAUGGCUAUGAUCACUUUGGUGCAAUUUAUAGCCUGCUAUGUGACAAGCUAAAACGACACAAGACAUUGCGGAUCUCUGCACCUCCUAGUGUACCUCGCACUAUGCCCUUCCAGUCACCUGCAAAUAUCCAGGCUGAGCAAACAGGUAACACACUGAGUCUAAAUGUGCCACAAGUGCAGCUCAUCAACCCAGAGAACCAAAUAGUGCAGACUGAUGGCAAUAUGAAUCUAGAUAGUGAUGAAGGUGAAGAACCAUCACCAGAGGCACUGGCACGAUACCUAUCCAUGAGGAGACAUACUGUUGGUGUUGCUGAUCCCAGAACUGAAGUUACAGAAGAUCUGCAGAAAUGCCACCUACCUGGUUUCCCACGUGUCAUGCCUCAGGCUCCUUUCCUUCAGGUUGUUCCAAAUGUUAAUCUCAUGCAGAAUAUGCUACCUAUACAUUUUCUUUCUAAAGUUUUCUCUUAUCCUCCUUAGGAACAAUCUUUGCUUCAGCCUCCAACUCUACAGUUGUUAAAUGGUAUGGGACCACUCGGUCGCCGUGCUUCUGAUGGCGGAGCCAAUAUUCAAUUACAUGCUCAACAGUUACUAAAACGUCCAAGAGGUCCUUCACCAUUAGUCACCAUGAAUCCACACGCUGUGCCAGCCGUGACACCAGUAGAUGAGGAGAGCUCAGAUGGAGAGCCAGACCAGGAAGCUGUACAGAGGUAUCUGGCUAACAGGUCUAAACGCCAUACCCUUGCAAUGACCAACCCUACAGCUGAGGUCCCCCUAGAUUUGCAGAGGCAGCUGGGACAGCAACAGGCAAUCCGUUCACGGGCCUGGGUUCCUCACCCUGAGCAGCACAGCCGCGUUUGCUAUAAAGACCCCAAUACCCUGCACCUCCCGACAGAAAGAUUCUCUCCAGUUCGCCGUUUCUCAGAUGGUGCUGCUAGUAUCCAAGCAUUCAAAGCCCAUUUGGAGAAAAUGGAGAAAAGCACAACCACCAAUAGUAGUAUAAAACAACUACAGCAGGAAUGUGAACAUUUGCAAAAGAUGUAUGGAAAUGCUGUGGAUGAAAAAAUAUUUGAGAAGACUCAGCAACAACACAUACUUUACCAACAAGAGCAACAAAUUCUACACCAACAAAUUCAGGAAUGUAUUCGACCAGCUCAGCCUUCACCUCCAUUGUCAACUGCUUCAUUGGUACAGCACGUGGAAAACCAACCAGCAUUCAUCACCCACCAGCUGCAAAGGUUACAAAUUCAGCAUGAACAGUCAAGUCCUCCUCCUAAUCAUCCCAACAAUCAUCCCUUCAGCAAAUCUAAUAACAGUCCUUCUCCUGGCACUACGGCCAUCAUGCAAUCCAGCAGUUGUGUUUCUUCUCCAUCUCAGUUUCAAGGCUUGACGUCCCAACAUGCUUUGUUCCAGCAGCCAAGCAAUAGCCCCCCACCCCCAAACAUUAAUCUGCCUCGAAUGAAUUUACAACCUGGGUUGGCGCAGCAAUCUCAAACGCAGCAGGUUACAAUCCAGGUCCAAGAGCCAACAGACAUGCUCAGCAAUAACUUGCUACAAAGUGCUGGGCAAACAUUGCACACCACGCACCCCCGUGGAAUCAUCAAUCCAGGAAAUCAUCUUCCUCUACAACAGAGAGGGUUGCACAUGCCAUCUCUUGGGCUUGGACAGCACAGAGCCUUAGCAAAACAACUGAGUGCUGACAGUGCAGAGACAAGCAGUCGACCUAUCAGUCGAUUCUCUCCUUUGAGCUACGAUCAGCCGCACUUGCGCCCUCAUCUUUUCCAGGAGCAGUUUCGGUGUGCGACUAACAACUUCAAUCCAGCAGCAGCAUUUUCUCAAGCCAUGAAAAUUGCACAGAUGGACCCGCUUUUAAACUAUAACAAUAUGGCUGGUAAAGCCCUCCUGCAGCAUGAGCAACAGCAACAGGAUCUCACCGCUUCAUCACUACAUCAGGCAUUGCUUUCUCCAACGCCAUCUGACUACACAAGACACCAACAAGUUUCACAGCAGUAUGGCCAUAUGAUCCAGGGUUUACUGUCACCCAGACACUCAUUGACAGGGCAACAGGACCUGCGCUUACCUCCUAUCGAGGCACAAUUCGUAAAACAUCACCAGCGGCAGCAGCAACAACAGCAGCAGGAAUAUGACUUGCUGAGGCACAUGAACCAAGGGGUGGCAGAUGCUGGAAACAUGACUGCCAACCUAUGUGGGCAGCAACAGACUUUAUCAGAUCACCAAGCGUUAAAUAUGCCUUAUCAAAGUACAGAAACAUAUCAUCAGCACCAUCGUUUAUUACAGGUCAGAGGCCAAGAGCAUAUUGCACAACCCCCUUCGUCAUCCCAAGGACACAGUUUUGUACACCAUCCCCCGUUGAUGCAUUCGGAGAGUAUGGAAGAGGACUGUGCAAGCGAGGGGAAUAGGGAGGGGUAUCAGGACAAUACAGACUGCACUGACACAUCCACCAAAGCCUGCCAAGAGAAUCCAGUGCUACUUAAUGCUAUUAGAUGUAGGGAUGCAGAGACACUACUAGUAAAUAUGAAUCAUGUGCAUGAGAUGACACAGCCUUACAGUCAUCAGCCAGUCCCUGGCUUUGCCAGAAGCAAAGUGCCAAGUAGAGAAACUAUGUCUGGGGAUCGGAUGGAUGGCAGAAGAGCUCCCAUGCAGCCCAUGGAGGUAAAUGAUCACAAUGGAGUUGGUUACACAACGAGACAGUCAACUAGAACCCUCCAGCGGCAUCAUACCAUUCAGACAAGUGAUGAUGCUUAUGAUCAGGCAGAACCUUCAGGGAUGAGUUUAUUAGCUGGAAAGGUGCUUAGCUCUGCCCGAAUGUCAGAUGUUGUUCUUAGCCAAUCAUCACUUACGGGGAGCCAACAGCUACAGACAAGAGAGAAUGAAGAAUGUGCUGAAAGUUCACAGAGUUCUGCUGAUCCAAACACAGGAGAGGGUUCACAACAUUCAAACAGUUCCUGCUGCUCCACCAAAUGCAUCACUGAGAUCCUGAAAGAACUGAAUCCACCAUUUGACAACAAACUUCUCACCUACAAACACCCUGAUCUGGCCUUUGGAAUGGAGCAAGCUGGAGUGUAGUGGAUACAGAGGUGAUCAACAGUGCUGCUGUUCUAAGGGGAAUAUGAGUGUGUUCAGCUUUGAGGUCAAAGGUCCAUUUUGCCGACAGUAUCUAGCAGCAUCACGCCAAAACUUCAUUGUAUUUCUUUCCAGCACAAUAUCGUGACUUGUUUGCUGUCAGUUGAGGGGUUGCACUAUUUGCCACACCUGUCAGUACCAGUCAUGAGAAGAAGAGAAGACUGAAGUUUUCAAAAUUGCAAAAAGAGAAAAAGUAAACAGCCAUGACCAACUCCCGCCCAGACCCCUCCCCAAGUCAUCUUCAUGUGUGAAGCCCUUUCCCCCUGGCCUUAUCUUAUAGAAACAGAAGCCCUCCAAACCCUGUGAUGUCACUUUAUCCAGGGAGAGUAACUGAGCAGUGCAGCAUGUGCCCUGAGGCGUAAUUUUCUCUGUGAGCAAUAAGACUGCUUGCUGUCCCUCUGGUACUCCUCCAUUUUUGAUUUUUGCCUAACAGUGGUGCAAUAUGCUUUGUUUUCCUAAGUUUCUUUUCCAGUGUUUGUCAUUGUGCUUUCUUUCUCAUGUUAAUUUCUGCGUCAUUUACCAAAAAAAAGUAUAUGGCCAUUUUUUAAAAACAAAGUUAGGUUUUAUGGAUUUUAUUUCCCAUUCACAUAGAUCUUGUUAUGUUACCUUAAGAUAUCAAUUAAAUGAACCGUGUUAAAAAAUAAAUUGUCAAAAUGGAUGAUUUUGUUAUAUUUGAAUUGUAACUUGCACCUUUGUUAAAGUAUUUUUCCCUUUUUAUGGCAUUGUAAUGUGACUUCUUUCCUUGUGCCAGGUGAAAUUUGUUAAUGUUAACCCUUUGAAAUUUCACAGUGUGUAUUAUGUUUCUAUGCCAUGUCCUUUUUUAUAUGUAUUAAAACACCCAGAACCUGCCCAAAGACCAGGUUUUUGGGAUUCUUUCUGAACUCUAAAAUUGAUCAGAAAAUGAAAUUUAAGUUGAAAGACUUAGCUGCUUCAAAGAGGAGAAGAAGAAGCAGAACUUCGAAAGGAAUUUGCACGAGCGGAAAGAAAGACUACAAACUAAGCCAGUCAAGCAGUGUUUAACUGUGAUUUUAAUAAUCAUGGUUUUAAAAAAAACAAUAAAAAGUAGCUCUGGACAGAGAAUUUUUAGAUGAAAAUUUAAAUAUCACCCAUUUAUCUGCUUCUCAACUACAAAUCUGUCCAACUUCUGUCAUUUGUACAUUUUUGUUCCAUUUAUUUGAUGAAAAAAAGUCAAAAACUUGAUAUUCAGCUGUUUAACGGGAAGGUACCAAGAAAACACUGAAAGCUUUUAUUGUAUGUAUCUUUUCUUUGUUUACAUGACACUGUAUUUAUGGGAGAGUCAACUGCCAAUCUAAGGAAAAAAAGAACUGAAAUGCAGUGCCAUCUCUCAUCUGUAACACAUUUUUAAUGUUGCUUUGUAUUGUAGUAAUCAAUACGCAGUAUAUGUUGAAUGUAUAUUAAUAUACUUUGCUAUUUCUGUUUCGGAAAUGUUGAAAAGUAUUUUUUCUUGUUUAUGUUGGACAAAAGGUUCAGUGAUCUAGUACAUUGUGUGGGUCACUUGCAACUAGUAAUUUAGUUGGAAAGUGGGAUCAUGACAAAUAAAACCUAUGUAAUUUGAUCUGAA
Messenger RNA from Rhincodon typus (whale shark), 5371 nucleotides. RefSeq names its product SIK family kinase 3 (gene sik3). Gene Ontology annotation, biological process: intracellular signal transduction; microtubule cytoskeleton organization; protein phosphorylation. The transcript is spliced from 22 exons. Gene Ontology annotation, molecular function: ATP binding; tau-protein kinase activity; protein serine/threonine kinase activity. Gene Ontology annotation, cellular component: cytoplasm. The record is from RefSeq and is a predicted model, not a curated record. NCBI's taxonomy places the organism in Eukaryota, Metazoa, Chordata, Chondrichthyes, Orectolobiformes, Rhincodontidae.